Molecule: messenger RNA, 630 nt
Organism: Puccinia graminis f. sp. tritici CRL 75-36-700-3
Lineage: Eukaryota; Fungi; Basidiomycota; Pucciniomycetes; Pucciniales; Pucciniaceae
Exons: 3
Coding region: 1-630 (209 amino acids)
Source: RefSeq, a predicted model, not a curated record
AUGGAGGAGUAUCGAGCGGAAUUGGCAAAGAAAAAGGAGGAGAAACAACUGGAGCAAGAGCAAGCUAGAGCCGAGAAAGGAAGAAAGAAUUGGCAAGGCAGGGGGAGUCAAACUCCAGGCGGUGGUGGAUCUCAAACAUCAGAUUCAUCUCAAUCUCAAUCGCAAUUGGACUCAAAUGCUGCUUUUACAAUUGAGGACUAUGAACUCAUUUGUUCAUACCUGGGUGUUCCUGAUAAUUAUUCAAAGCUUUACGGUAGCGGCAAUCAAACAGAUUUUGGACCUCGACCACUUACUAAGACUGUGGCAUACGAGAUGAAGAAAGUUGCGGAAAUCACCGGAGCAGGGAUAGAGGAAGAGCAUGGGAUUUUGACGCUUCGGGACUUGCUCAAUGAGAAGUGCCCAUGCUACAAAUGCAUGGAUGCGAUUUUUGGUGCAAAGCCGAACGUGACUCCCUGCAUGCAAUACAACUCGGUAGAUGGUUCAAAUCUCUAUGGCAGCUCUGACGGAAGCUCUCCAGAGGUUGUCCAUUUGGGUUGGGAGGAAUUUUGUCUAGGGUUGUUCGUGGGCUUCCACUUGUUAGUUGUUUGUGGGCUUCCACUUGUUAGUUAUUUGCGGGCUUCCACUUGUUAG